UACUCUUCUCCGAUUCACUGCGAUCCUGCACUUCCUGUCUCCAUCUUUACCGUUCCCUUCGAACAUAACAUUAUUUGUUUCCUACAAAUUCGUUCUUCCACCUUUUUAUAUUCAACAUUCUCAAGAAGACCAAGUGAAAUUGGAAUUCAAGAAUAAUUUUUUACUUCAAAUGUAAUCACCAAUAUUCUUCAUCUUUAAAGACCAAAGGAAGUUGCUAUGCAGAACACAUAUAACUUCAUAUAUAUAAAUCUGUGGUGAAUUUGCUUUGAAAUAUUUCCCCCUGACGAAGACUGUCAAAAAUUUCUUUACUUUACUAUCUGGAAUAUGAUCACACUGAUUUCAAGUUCUAAUUAAAUUUAGAAUACAACAGAGUUUAAUAUGUCUUCAGAUCCUGAUUAAGGUCACAGCUGAAGUAAUUAGAGCUGAAUUAAUUUCAAUUAGGGAUUUCAAAAAAUAAAUAAAAAGGAAAGCAUUUGUAUAUUGAUGUAAUAGAAUACGAGUAAUGGAAAAUAAGUUGUGUGAGGAUAAUGUUGAAUGUAAAUCACAAUCUAAAAGAAAUGAUUUUCUUGAUGAGAUACCGAAAGAUAUAGAAAAAAAAUCGUACCACUGUGACAUCUGUGAAAAGUCAUUCACUCGAAAAGAUAGCCUCACCAUUCACAAACGCAUUCAUACAGGAGAUAAACCAUAUCACUGUGAUAUCUGUGGUAAGGCGUUCUCGCAGACGGGUAGUUUGACUACACACAAACGCGUCCAUACAUGUGAAAAACCAUAUCACUGUGAUAUCUGUGGUAAAUCAUUCUCUGAAGGAACUCACUUAACUAAACACAAACGCAUUCAUACAGGAGAGAAGCCAUACCACUGUGAUACCUGUGGUAAGUCAUUCGCUCUCAGUGGUAAUUUAACUACUCACAAACGUAUUCAUACUGAAGAGAGACCAUAUCAGUGUGAUAUCUGUGGUAAAUCAUUUUCAAAUGGCAGCACUUUAGCAAAACAUAAGCACAUUCAUGCAGAAGAAAAACCAUAUCACUGUAGCAUCUGUGGUAAAUCCUUCUCUCAAACAGGUAGCUUAACCACACACAUACGUAUUCACACAGGAGAGAAACCAUAUCCCUGCGAUAUUUGUGGUAAAUCAUUCUCUCAAAAUGACAACUUGACUAAACACAAACGUAUUCAUACAGGAGAGAAACCAUAUCACUGCGAUAUCUGUGGUAAAUCAUUCUUUCACAAUUGUGACUUGAUUAUACACAAACGCAUUCAUACAGGAGAGAAGCCGUAUCAGUGUGAUAUCUGUGGUAAAUCAUUUUCUUUAAGUGGUCACUUAACUCGGCACAAAAAUACUCACACAGGAGAGAAAACAUUUCGCUGUGAUAUCUGUGGUAAAUCCUUCUCCGAGAAAGGUUACAUAAUUAAGCACAAGCGUAUUCAUACAGGAGAGAAACCAUAUCACUGUGAUAUCUGUGGUCGAUCGUUUUCUGAAGGGAGUAGCUUGACUAAACACAGACGUAUUCAUACAGGAGAGAAGCCGUAUCGCUGUGACAUCUGUGGUAAAUCAUUUGCUCAGAAAGCACGCUUGACCACCCAUAAACGCACUCAUACCGGCGAGAAACCUCAUAACUGUGAUAUCUGUGGGAGAUCAUUCUCUCGAACAGAUCUUUUAUCUUCUCAUAGACGUAUCCAUACAGGAGAGAAACUAUAUUACUGUGAUAUCUGUGGUAAAUCAUUCUGUUUAAGUCAACACUUGACCCUACACAAACGCAUUCAUACAGGUGAGAAACCAUAUCAUUGUAAUAUCUGUGGUAAAUCUUUCCUUCAAACAAAGGACCAUGUUUUGGACGUCUCCCACUACUGGGACGAAGACCGCUUCGCUCAACAGCAACAGCAGCAGUUAUAA
Messenger RNA from Octopus sinensis (East Asian common octopus), 1891 nucleotides. Its product is annotated as zinc finger protein OZF-like. Gene Ontology annotation, biological process: regulation of transcription by RNA polymerase II. The transcript is spliced from 4 exons. Lineage: Eukaryota; Metazoa; Mollusca; Cephalopoda; Octopoda; Octopodidae. Bases 503 to 1891 code for a protein of 462 amino acids. The record is from RefSeq and is a predicted model, not a curated record. Gene Ontology annotation, molecular function: RNA polymerase II cis-regulatory region sequence-specific DNA binding; DNA-binding transcription factor activity.